This is a messenger RNA of Pectinophora gossypiella (pink bollworm), 2214 nucleotides long. RefSeq names its product 23 kDa integral membrane protein-like. The transcript has a single exon. The coding region runs from base 93 to 872 and encodes 259 amino acids. NCBI's taxonomy places the organism in Eukaryota, Metazoa, Arthropoda, Insecta, Lepidoptera, Gelechiidae. The record is from RefSeq and is a predicted model, not a curated record. Gene Ontology annotation, cellular component: membrane.
CCGGCCUUACGCCAUUUAAUUCUCACAGUCCGCCGCAAGCGCACGUUUGACAUACAAGUGAUAACCGGCCAAAUUAAAAAGCACUAGCCACCAUGUCUCUCGCUUCGAAGUGCGUUCUUCACGUUUUGAACACUGUGUACACGAUUCUCGGGCUCGGUUUGGCUGCUGCGUCGCUAUGGCUCUUCGUUGAAGUGAAAGAGUUUACCAAUUUGAGGAAUAGCAACCAUUAUCUGCUGGACUACAAUGUGUAUUGGCCGCAGGCGAUUCCGUGGCUCUUCUUCAUCGUUGGUUUGGCGGCCGUGUGCGUGUCAGCGUGCGGCUUUAGUGGCGUCAGGAAGGCCAGCAAAGGGAUGAUGACAAUAUACACCGUCUGCCUUGGCGUCGUCAUCCUCCUCCUCAUCGCAGCCGCAAUCAUCGCUCUGAUCUUCGCUGAUAACAAAUCUACUGAUGACUUCAUCAAGGACACUGUGUGGGACGCGUAUUUCCAGUCCAAGACCGACACUGGGGUUGCGACCUCCUUCGGAAACAUCGAGAAAAGGCUCCACUGUUGCGGCGCUGAGGGCCCGAGAGACUACAAGAACUGGAAGAAUGAGUUCCCCACAUCAUGCUGUGAUACGUACUACCACGGCUGGAUUGGAUCGUACUCUAUCGACUGUGACUUCACGAAUAAACUGGCGAACGAACGACACGGGUGCUCAACAGUCGCUUCGCAGUACGCCAGAAUCGCCAUCAAGGUUCUAUCAGCUAUUUCUGUGUUUAUUGCCUUUAUCGGUAUCUUCGCUCUGAUAGCUGCUGUGGCCCUGUCGAAAAACCUGAGGAAAAAACCACGAGCACCACCUUCGGAGGCCGAUAGCAAAAAAGUGCUGUUGUAAAGUGAUACAGACUGUAUUUGUGUAUGUGUUCCUUAGUCUGUGGUCCCGAAAGGAUCACGAAUGUAAGUAGAGUGUCUGAAGUACCAGUUUUGGAAGGAAAAAACCUCCAUUUUGUUUUUAAAAAUCAGUUUUUUUACGUGAAAUUGGAAUUUACUUUUUAAAAUCAUUUUUAAAGUAAUUUUGCAUAAUAUUAAUCAUUUAAUAGACUGUAAAUUACCCAAAUUUUAUUGAAAAAAUGUUACUCGCCUGCGUGGAAAAUUAUUAGUUCGUUUUUUAAAGAAAAACGACGGAAUAGUUUCCACUAUACGCGACAAAACAACCGUAUUUAGUCGCGUAGCUUCCAUACAAAUGCAAAAUGGGCGUGAAGUUGUGAUUGUGAAACUAUUCUUCCAAAGCGAGGUACCUAAUAGGCGUAUGGUAUAAAGUAUGGCGUAGAAGUUGUAUUUAUCUUGUUUAGAGAGAGUUACCAACUUUUAGAACGGAAAUGUUGCGUAAUGUGAUGGAAAGGGCCUUUGGUUCGCCACAAUGUGACUUGUAGAGGAAAGUAACGCCAUGGAAUGGGCGAAAACACAAGUUUUGACAUAAUCCGACCUAAUAGUACCUAAAUGUUUCUAGAAAGAAGUGUGAUUACUAAGUGUGUUUAUACUGUUACGUAAUAAACCAAAAAUAGUAUAUAAUAAGUACGUUCUAAGUAUAUAUUAUACUGACUGAUGUUGGGAGUUAAAUGUUAAUUUUAAUAUAGGAUUUUUCUAAUUAAUAAUGUGUAAAAAGACGUAUGUGUGCGUUGGGCCCAGUUUGAAUGUGAAUCAUCUCAUAAUUAAAUAUUUAAUUCAUUUUCUCAUUAGAUACUUAUUUAGUUUUAAUGACGUUAGUCAAAACUAGUUUGUGGAAAACUAGUAUUAAUUCUGUAUAGAAUCUCGAGACGUCAACAGAUAAAAUAUUGUUCUUAAAACCAAAUGUAUAAGGACUGAAUACGAAUCACAAAUCGUGAAUAAAAUGUGCUAUAAAAAUAUAUUUUUUUCUGUACCUGUGUUUAUUCUAGUAUUUAUCGCUUAGCUAACAUACUAAACAUGUUUGUACCUAGGUUUCUAAAUGUAUAUUGAUGUUAUAUAAAAGCUAGUUUCUUUAGUCAUAUAAUCAUUAUGUCAUGAAAUAUUCUAGGACUUUUUACCAAUGUGUUAGCUAAGCGAUAAAUCUAAAUAACAAAAUCUAUAUCCACCUUUGAAGGAGUCUUUAGUAUUUAAAUCUAGGUCAUAUAAAUACAUUAUAUUGUACAGUGUAAAUAUAGAAUUCAUGAGGGAUAUACCUAACUAUACAAUAAAAUAUACUCCACGUAAAUUUA